This is a messenger RNA of Pyrenophora tritici-repentis Pt-1C-BFP, 1014 nucleotides long. Its product is annotated as putative NADH-flavin reductase. NCBI's taxonomy places the organism in Eukaryota, Fungi, Ascomycota, Dothideomycetes, Pleosporales, Pleosporaceae. The record is from RefSeq and is a predicted model, not a curated record.
AUGGAGCUCAAGAACAUUGCUAUUCUCGGACCUGGGGGAAACGUGGGCAAGGCUAUCAUCACAGAACUCCUCAAAUACUCCCCUCGCUUCUCCAUCACGGCCAUCACACGUCAAACAUCAACUUACACGGCACCCCCAAACACCUCAAUCACACACAAAACAGUUGACUACAGCUCCCUUGAAUCUCUCAAACAUGCAUUCCACGGCCAAGACGCUAUCGUUAACUGCAUCACUGGCGGAGCAACGCAAUACGAGCCCUCGAAAAUAAUAAUCGAUGCCGCAAUCGCCGCAGACGUCAAGUUCUUCUUCGCAAACGAAUUCGUAGGCCAUGUCACGAGCGAGCGCUUCAAAAGUCUGCCUGAAAGUUUCGCUGGAGCAAAGUACAGAAUCAGAGAGUAUCUGGAAGAGGUCGGUAAGGCGGGUAAAAUCGCAUGGACGAGUUUGAACGGCGGGCCGUUCUUUGAUAUGUGGCUGACAAAGGGUCCGGCUGGCUUCUCCAUACCCACCAAAGAAGCACGCAUCUACGGUACAGGCAAUAAUCCUCUAUAUUGGACACCCCUCCCCACCAUCGCUCUGGCAGCAGCGAAUAUGCUACGCAACCCCCAGCCCAUCCGGAACCGACCAAUUUACAUCUACCCUUUUAUCAACGCAGAAACCAAACCAACGCAAAACGCCCUUCUCCAUGCCAUCGAAUCUGUACUGGACACCAAAUUCACAGUCGAACACAUUGACGUUGCAAAAAUCAAUCAGAACGCUAUGAUCAUUCUGGAAAGGGAGAAGGAGGAGAAAGUGAUAGCAGGAGGGCAGAGGGGUAAUGCGCUCAAGGGGUUGAAUAUUAGUAACCAGUUCUACGAGCCUCUAAGGGCGAAUAAUUUCACUCAGUUAGUUGAAAAUGAGACUGUGGGGGUGGAGGAUAUGACAGUAGAAGAGGCGGUGAGGGAUGCGGUUGAGCUGUACGGUAGGGAUUGUAAGGUUGUGGAAGGGAUGUUUAAAGUGGAGGCUUGUGAGGUGUGA